Molecule: messenger RNA, 2250 nt
Organism: Marasmius oreades (fairy-ring Marasmius)
Lineage: Eukaryota; Fungi; Basidiomycota; Agaricomycetes; Agaricales; Marasmiaceae
Exons: 2
Coding region: 1-2250 (749 amino acids)
Source: RefSeq, a predicted model, not a curated record
AUGUUUGGUCAUCGAGAAGAAUGCAUGAGAAUGCAUAAGCUCCGGAAAGUGAUUUUGAUCGAUGAGGAAGUCUGGACGACGCGUUGCUCGAGAGAAACUCACUCCUCCUCCGAGGCCGAUUCUGAUGAUGAUUCACAGGAGGAGGAUGAUGCCCUAGAUGGCCUUACCAAUAUAGACCUCCUCCGCAUCAAGAAGGAGCACGUAGAACCAACUCUUUACUUUGACCCUGACUCUGAUAAUGACGAUAGCCAACAACCGUCACUCAGGGACUGCCAGUCUGACGACGAACCCUGGAUCGAAUACCUUGACGAACCAGCAGCCACUGAACCCCCAGUAACAUCAUCCUCUCGCCACGACAGCUUCUCUACAGAUGAACGCCGUGGUCGAGACGUGUCAAUCAACGGAGAACCUGGCCGUUCAUACUCCGAGUCUCUCCCUCCCCCCCCUAACCUAUCUCGCGAUGUGACAACACGUCGUUCUGCCCCACCGCACACAUCUUCUCCAGUAGAGGACGACAAGCCCACUCGCACUACCCAGUCAGACCAUGUCAACCCAUCCGAUGUUAACACGUCUGACAAAAAGGAAGAGAAAGGGAAAGGGAAGGCGAAAGCUACGCCCCCUGCCCUAUCCCACUCACCUGUCCCAUCUCAUACCAGAACGGCUUCCGUCUUGCUGCCAAUACCGGAUGAUCCUAUCUCGUCGACGCCACUACCAAAUCCUGUAAAUAGACAAUCCCCGACCAAACUCUCUAUUAAAGAAUGGAAAGCACAGCGUCCAGACACUGGUACCAACAAACCCAAACUCCCCCCCUUCACACGCUUUACGCAACCCCCGGCUAAACCCCAUACCCAACCACAAACUGCUAGUACUUCUAUCACUAAAUCCAACCGACUUGAGCCUCCCACCCAGGUUAGCGGAGAUCCUCAGCCUACCACUGACCAGAUGAACACUGGCGCUCAAACUACCACCAGUACAACAGGAAGCACCACCUCCCACGACCCAUGGUCUGUCCUUCCUGAAGACUCCCAACCUGACCACCUGCCAAUGCCAGUGACCCGAGGAUCGGUUAUGCCAAAUGCGGCCUUCCCUUCGCCCUGGAAUCCAGCUGCUACCCAUCCUCCCAGCCUCGGCAACUUAAGUAACCCAGCCUCUAACACCACCCGCCACCAAACAAAUCUCACCCCCCAACCAGCCCUCCCCCCUUCUAACAACUCUAUGACUGCCUACCGCUACUCCAUCCUUGACACGGAGCACCGAGUGGAAGGAAACGAACAAGUGCGCCUACUCAGAUGUGUUGAAGACGAACCAGAGAUUGAGGAAGAGUGGGCGGUUAUGGCUGCAGCGUCACCUUCUGCACUAGUCUACAGAUUUGGACAUAUGGGGUCACAAUCGCCCGACGUAAUCGCUAGUCAAAUUUCUGACCACCUCCAACACCUAACUGGGUCGCGUCCCGCCAACAUAGCUGUGCCCCCACCCUCUAAACAUAGGGAUGUUUAUUUAGUAUCGGGCCUCCCUCAGGACCAAAUCAACCGCUUAGCUCGCCGCCCCGUCGGUGUUCAUGGUGGCACUUCCUUUGUCUUGAUACCCUGGAAUUAUAUGCCAGGUACCUACCUCUUCUCACUCCGCAUAUGGACCCUCGCGAAUACUCCUGAGAAUGCUCAACGUGUGGGGCAAAUUGUCGCGAGGAAAUUAGGUACCAACCCCCUCAUCCAGUCAAUCAUAUCGGGGUCUGACACCAGAGGACUCUCGGCCGUUGACUUCCUCCAACACAACAUCCACGUAAUGACCAUAACCAUCCCAGAUGGUCACACUAUAUGGAACAUCCACCUUACGACCAACAUUACCGACAUUGUCGAACAUAACUUCCUCCUUCAGGAAACUAGAAACAGAGACAGAUUAUACCUCAUCAACGGUAACGGGGUCAAGGCCUCGAUCUUCUCACCGUGCCCGUGGUGCUCCUCUAUAGAUCACCCAGCCGAGGCCUGCCCCACAGCUCUCCAUCCGAAUUGGCUUGGACCUUCACCCACCAACUCCUCACAUGCUCCUGUGUACAACAACGAUACAUACAAUCGCAAUCGCCAAUCACAGAGUAGUGACGACUCUAACUGGUCUCGACUGAAUGAAUACAACUGGAACCCAGCCGCGACAAAUGGUAACCGUGGCAGACCCUUCAAUCGACGAGGCCGAGGCCGUGGAGGUGGAAGAGGCUAUGAUUCCCGACGAGGCUAUGCCCGCAAAGAUAACUACUAA